This is a messenger RNA of Fusarium odoratissimum NRRL 54006, 964 nucleotides long. RefSeq lists its product as uncharacterized. NCBI's taxonomy places the organism in Eukaryota, Fungi, Ascomycota, Sordariomycetes, Hypocreales, Nectriaceae. The coding region runs from base 103 to 762 and encodes 219 amino acids. The record is from RefSeq and is a predicted model, not a curated record. The transcript has a single exon.
AAGUUUCAAACCUCCAAUUCUUUAUCCCGUUCCCUCUUUGACAGACACCGGAUCAACACCCAUAUAAUUGGUCGCAAGAGAAACCCAAUACGGAAUCGGACGAUGGAUGCACAUGCGCUGCUCUCCUCCCAAGGCUGGCGAGGCACCGGUCACUCCCUACAUAAAACCGACGACUCGAUCGGACUUGCGAAACCUCUGCUGCUGAAUCGCAAAGACAAUACUCGAGGACUGGGUCAGAAGCAACAUUUCACUAGCGACCAAUGGUGGAUGAACGCAUUUGAUGAGCAACUCAAGGGUAUCGAUACCUCCAAGGAGGGAAAAGUGGUUCAGACUGUCACAACUGGCAAGCUGAACGCCCUCGAAAAGAAUCUCGGCAAAUACUCCGUAUACACGACCUUCGUACGAGGCGGAUUCCUCGAAGGAACAAUAGAUAAGCUCACAAUCAACGACUCGAGCACGGAGUCAUCCGAAACCGAAUCCAGUGACCAGCAAGAAGGCGACAAGUUUGACAAGGACAAGCCUCGGAAAGAGACCAAGGAGGAGAAGAAAGUCCGAAAAGAAGCAAAGAGGAAGCGGAAGGAAGCGCGGGCCGCGAGAAGGGCCGAGAAAGCAGCGCGCCGAGAGCUCAAGUCCAAGUCGAAAAAGUCUUCCAAAUCCUCCAAGUCCUCAGCAGAAUCAAGCGACGCAGACGAGGAGAAAAAACGGCGGCGCGCAAAGAAAGAAGAGAAGAGGAGGCAAAGAGCUAAAGAGGCCGGGAAAUAGAACAUAGAGGGACAUGGAAAAUCGGAGUUUGAAGGCAUAUACAGCGAAAGCAUAUUCACGGAGUUGAGGUUAAUGGAAAUUUUGGAUGAUACCCCAUAGAUGUAUAUUUACGUCUGUUUUGGAAUCUUCCCAGGCUUGUUGGAAAGGAGCCACGGUCUUUGGUUCCAGAAAUCGUCCUUGAUGAUGUCCAAGUGUUCCACCA